Anopheles maculipalpis is the source of this 1122-nucleotide messenger RNA. RefSeq lists its product as uncharacterized. The coding region runs from base 82 to 1071 and encodes 329 amino acids. The record is from RefSeq and is a predicted model, not a curated record. The transcript is spliced from 4 exons. NCBI's taxonomy places the organism in Eukaryota, Metazoa, Arthropoda, Insecta, Diptera, Culicidae.
UGACAUAGUGAAAUAUUGAAGCGUUCCAUGUAUAGAAGUGACGCAAAGAAAGUUGAUGAAAAUUGAAAGCGAGCCAAAUUGAUGUUCGAAUCGACACAGGAAACGGAUACAAUGCUGCUGGUGUUGAACAGUUGGAUCGGGCUCCUCCUUGGAGUUCUCUCGAUUUCAGCAUCGCUCGGUCUGAAACUCAAAACGGUACGUAUACCACCGUACAAGUUUCGCACUGAAUCCGCUCUCCUGGAAUGUCACUACGAGCUGAACGGUCAACGGAAAGGGCACAGUUCACUAGACGGCACUAAUCGACGACACCAUGCCUAUCAGAGUGACUAUCUAAGUGAACGUUACGAAGAGGAGGAAAAGCUCUACUCCAUCAAAUGGUACAAAGACAACGAGGAGUUCUAUCGUUACGUGCCGUCCGCUUCGCAACCGAUUAAGAGCUACAAAAUCGAGGGUAUCCGGGUUGAUCCGAACCAUUCUGACGGGACGAAGGUGUUGCUGCGUGGUUUAACACUCAAAUCCUCCGGUAUCUAUCGUUGUGAGAUCUCGGCGGAAGCGCCAAACUUUGAUUCGGUUCAAGGCGAAGGUCGGAUGGAUGUGAUAUAUGUUCCCAAAGACGGACCUCACAUAAGCGAUAAUGAAGUUAAAAGUUAUCAAAUAGGGGAAACGAUGGAGCUGAACUGCACUUCUGGCCGUUCCUAUCCAGCCUCAACGCUCCAGUGGUUCCUCAACGAUCUGCUCGUUACAGACCCGAACAACAUCAUUCACUACCCAUCGGUACAAAAUCAACAUGGGUUGAUUACCACCUUUCUUGGGCUGAGUAUGGUCGUCAACCAUCGGCACUACAUCGAUGGAAUGAUUCGGAUAAAGUGUGUGGCAAGCUUAUCGCCCGUCUUAUGGCGCGGCGGACAGGAGAGUAUCGUCCAGUGGGAGCAGCCGACGAUCGACAAUCGUGUUGCAAUGCUUUUGGUUAAAAGUUCUGGGAACUUGCAUAGCCAAAAUCGUUGCUUGUACAUCAUAUUAGUAAGUCUGUUACUUUAUCUACAAAGCGUUAUAAGUACACGAAUAGAAUAAAAGAGAGCGAAGAGUAAGGAUCAUAUUCACCGUGUACAUUCAAAUCAUGAU